Messenger RNA from Sinocyclocheilus anshuiensis, 2391 nucleotides. RefSeq names its product neural Wiskott-Aldrich syndrome protein-like. The record is from RefSeq and is a predicted model, not a curated record. NCBI's taxonomy places the organism in Eukaryota, Metazoa, Chordata, Actinopteri, Cypriniformes, Cyprinidae. Gene Ontology annotation, molecular function: actin binding. Gene Ontology annotation, biological process: actin filament organization. The transcript has 11 exons. The coding region runs from base 294 to 1610 and encodes 438 amino acids.
UACCGUCCUGCUGCCAUGUUGGAUUGAAGGAUCGUUAUUGCUUUAGGAGUUCGGAAUGAAAGUUUAUAUCAUGCAGUCUGUCAAACGUGAACGAAUUAAAGAAUAAAUAAGCCACAGGAGUUAACGAGUCGCACCUGCAUCGCCCGCGCAUUGAGGACAACACUACAUCGGCUCUACAUGUAUGCGGAAUUCCUUACGGGAUGAACGGAGCGCAGGCCAUGUUGAUCUGUGAUUGCACAUAAAAUAAUCUAACAGGAGACAAACGCUCAAAUUCAAACGCCUCAUCCGUCAACAUGAGCGGCCACCCGCCCCAUAGGAGGGUGGCAAACGUGGGCUCUCUGCUUCUGACCCCGCAGGAGAACGAGUGUCUGUUCAACUACCUGGGCAGGAAAUGCAUCACAUUGUGCUCAGCGGUGGUCCAGGUGUACGGGGCAGACAGGGGCUCGUCCUGGUACAAGAGGUGCUGUGGUGUGGCCUGUUUGGUGAAAGACAACCCUCAGAGGUCUUAUUUUAUCCGUGUCUUUGAUAUCAAGGAUGGAAAAGCAAAGUUUGAGCAGGAGCUCUACAAUAAUUUCAUGGUCAUUUGUUCGAGAGCCUACUUCAUUACCUUUGCCGGAGAUUCUUGUCAGAUGGGCCUCAACUUUGCCAGUGAAGAGGAAGCUAAACGAUUUCGGAGUGCACUCAACGAACUGCUCAACAGACGACAGAGGAAAACUGAGAAAAGGCGUGACCCACCAAAUGGACCCACUCUCCUGAUGGCAACGGUGGACAUCAAGAAUCCCGAGAUAAACAACAAACUUAUUGUGUCCCAUAAGAAUAACAUGGUGCACAGUGGCCUUAACAAGAAGAAAAAGAAGGGCAAGGGCAGUCGGAAGUUGACAAAGGCUGACAUUGGGACACCAAGCAACUUCCAGCACAUCGGUCAUGUAGGAUGGGAUCCGAACACAGGCUUCGAUUUGAAUAAUUUGGACCCAGAGCUGAAGAACCUGUUUGACAUGUGUGGCAUCUCUGAGGCCCAGCUCAAAGACAAGGAGACGUCUAAGGUCAUCUACGACUUCAUUGAGAAGAAGGGCGGCGUAGAGGCUGUGAAGAAUGAGCUGAGGAGACAAGGUGAGACUGAUCGCUGUCAGACUCUCUGCACUGAACACCUGCCAGUUGUGGCAUCAUCAUAUACACAUGUCAGUCCAUCAACCAUCCACUGUCAGAAAAAAAUGCCCAAAACUUCCCCUAACUAUCUUAAGUCGCUGGGGUAUAUUGCUCCUGAUAUGGAUGGAGGCCACGGUGAAUCAACGCCCUCGCCCAAGGGCGGGAAGUCAGCUCUGCUGGAGCAAAUCAGGGAGGGCACUCACUUAAAGAAAGUGGAGCAAAACAACAGGCCAGUGUCGUCAAUAGGACGUGACGCGCUACUCGACCAGAUCCGACAGGGCAUCCAGCUCAAAACGGUAUCAGAUAAUGACUCGGGACCACCCACCCCUGCUCAGUCAGCAGGCAUUGUUGGAGCUCUGAUGGAGGUGAUGCAAAAGAGGAGCAAAGCCAUCCACUCCUCAGAUGAAGAUGAGGAUGAUGAGGAUGAUGAAGACUUUGAGGAUGAUGACGAAUGGGAUGAUUAAUCCCGCAACACUAACCCCAACCAGUAGAGUAAAUUAUACUAAAUUGUCACUUCCCCAAAUUUUACACCCAUUCUGUGUAUGAUUUUUCUUUUCCAAAUCGCUGUAUAUUUUUUUGCCUUUUUGCUUUUUUUUUUGUUUUUUUUAUAUUCUGUGCAAUACCUCAUGUAAUCUGUAAAGUACUGUCAUUUAUCCUCUGUAAAAUAAUCUCCUGGAAUAACCAUGUGAAGUUUUAUGCCAGGAUUCAUGAUUUGUUGGCCUGAAUGUUUUUGUUCCCCUGUGAGUGGGGAAAGGGAGAUGGACGGGACGCUCGAUGUCCUUAUUAAUUGUUGAUUAAUGAUUUAGAUAACACUAUUUUCAUACCCUACUUUUCUGUACCUUCGAUUUUCUUAUUCAAAUCCUAGUUUCGCAUUCUUGGAUUUGGUAAGAGGUUCUCCUAUCAGAAUAUGUAUGUGCCCUGUAUUGUUUCCCUUGUAAAUGUACACUUGGCUGAUAUAUUGAGGCUAUAUAUAUUUUUGCACGAAUAACAAAAGGAAAUUCACUGCAGGAUGAGAACACAUUGGCUGAACACUUUGAAUAUGAUUUCUGUGGUAAUCACGAUCAGCGUCACACUACAUUGCACAUCACAAAGUAGACCGUUCUGAGGUUUUGAUUUCACUUUAUUAACACGAAAAUAACAUACAGUAGAUUCAAACCGGCAAAGUCGUGAGUGCAGCUUGCUCCUGAAUGUGAAAAACCAUCAGUUCACAAAUACAGAAUUUCAGUCAUAUCAAGAAAAGAAAAA